AUGCAGUCAGGAAUUUCAGUCUCGCAAGAGCUUCACGAUGCCUUCAAAACAUUCGUUUCCGAUACCUCUAUAUUCUGUCUUCCUGUGACGAUCAAGUCGGAAAGCCUGUCCCCUCUUCCCACGGUUCCCUUCGCCUCCCCGAACGCCUUCUACCCCUCCUUGUCCCAACUUUCGUCCGUCCUCGAACCCAAAACCCCCAUCUACCUUUUGCUUCGUCGUCCUGAGGCCGGAUCAUUCUCUCUCGUGGCCUUGACCUAUAUUCCUUCCAAUGCCGGUGUCCGCGCCAAAACUCUUUUCGCCGCAACCCGCGCUACAUUGGCCAGGGAACUCGGCACGGAGAAGUUUGCCUCCACUAUCUUUGCUACGGAUGAAGAUGAGGUCAUUGGGGAGGCUGCAUGGCGUGAACGAGAUGCAGAGAAGAAGGGUACCGCGGGCGGUUUCCGGCGUGAGGAUCUGAUGGGCGAGAAGGAGCGGGAGUUGGACGCUGUGCGCAGAGCCGAAGAGGAGGCUAGGAACGGUACUCCGAGCAGAGAUAUUGGUAUCGGGGGCACAUUCAACAGGGGAAACCCAUUCGGCGGUGCAUCCGUCAAGAUGCAUGCGGCUGAUGAUGUGAAGCAGGCCCUCGAAGGGCUGCAGCAGGGUGGGCUGGUACAACUGGCAAUUGAUGUUCCAACCGAGGCGUUCAAAGUUGCUGUUGUCGAGUCCGGAGUCGAGCCGAACUCGGUUGAGUCCCACAUACCUCCGUCUUCCCCGCGGUACACAUUCUAUCACUACCCCGACUCCGAGGCGGUGAUCUUCAUCUAUACCUGCCCCUCGGGUUCGUCGAUCAGGGAGCGUAUGCUGUACGCCAGUUCCCGGAUGCAUGCACUCACUAUGGCUGGCGAGCAAGGCCUGAAGAUUUCUAAGAAGAUCGAGGCAUCCUCGCCCGACGAGAUCACGGGCGAAAGGUUGCAUGAAGAAGUCCACCCACCACAGGACAACGGACCGAGCCGGGGAUUCGCAAGACCGAGACGGCCGGGACGGUGAAUCUUGGGGGACGACUCGUAACCUCUGUAUAUCUCGCUCUAUGACAUCGACAGUAUAUAGCCCUGGGCACCUAUGGCCGAACUCCGCUGGUACCAUUCUUUUUCUUGUAGCUGCAACAUCCGUUCAUAUUCGCCCGCCCCACCCCGUAACUCGUAGGGCUCUCUUUAGAGCCAGUACCGUAAGAUGCAGGGUAGUUGUUCUCGCCAUGAGCCCGAGCGCACAGAGCCAACGCGUGGCGAACAAAGUACACGACGGUGUCAAUGAUUUCGAAAACUUUUCUUUUGGUAGAAUAAAUCGGUCCUCGAACUUCCCAAGUUUAUAAUCUUCGGACACCCAUCCCGAUCCUUCUCUAGACGCGUACACUCGAAGCAAUAAAAGGCGUCACUGAUCCCCUCCCCACCACACACAAUGCACUUAUUCUGGUAGUUUCCGAAGGAGCACUCGUCGCAAAUCCGAACCAAGGUCGUAGGACGCACGUAGGAAUCGCACACGG
Molecule: messenger RNA, 1519 nt
Organism: Aspergillus sclerotioniger CBS 115572
Lineage: Eukaryota; Fungi; Ascomycota; Eurotiomycetes; Eurotiales; Aspergillaceae
Product: twinfilin
Exons: 4
Coding region: 1-1026 (341 amino acids)
Biological process (GO): actin filament depolymerization; barbed-end actin filament capping
Cellular component (GO): cytoplasm; actin filament
Molecular function (GO): actin monomer binding; actin filament binding
Source: RefSeq, a predicted model, not a curated record